Messenger RNA from Paraphaeosphaeria sporulosa, 1180 nucleotides. RefSeq lists its product as uncharacterized. Lineage: Eukaryota; Fungi; Ascomycota; Dothideomycetes; Pleosporales; Didymosphaeriaceae. Bases 157 to 1029 code for a protein of 290 amino acids. The transcript has 4 exons. Gene Ontology annotation, biological process: positive regulation of transcription by RNA polymerase II. Gene Ontology annotation, molecular function: DNA-binding transcription factor activity, RNA polymerase II-specific; sequence-specific DNA binding; zinc ion binding. The record is from RefSeq and is a predicted model, not a curated record.
CCCGGAUCGAGCAUGAUCAAUGGCCAUGCUGGAACUGAAACUUGACUCCUAUUCUCACAUGAAAGAAAUCUAGAAGGCUCGUAACGCAAAUCCUUUGGGCUGGUGACAACGUUUUGGCGCGCGGAUUCAUGGCCUGGUUCCGCACCCUACCUAGGUAUGAACCGGGCACCCCCCUCACCAGAAUACCGCGACGGACCGACGCAGAUGGCAAGUAAAGACGCAGGGAAGGGGGUUCGGAUUACCCUUGCUUGCAACGCGUGCCGGUCCAGGAAGCACAGGUGCAGUGGCGAGAAACCGCAAUGCGCACAAUGCGCCUCAAAUAACGUCACGUGCACUUGGCCUGCACAGCAGAAGAGGGGUCCACCCAAGCAUUACAUCAACAGCUUGGAGGUCCGACUGUUGGAGACGGAAGCAGUGCUGUUAUCGCUACUCUCUCAGGUAUCCACCGAGCAGCUGAAAGCCAGCUUCGAAUCAUUGCCGCCGACCGGGCGGACAUAUAACGAUCCGAACUGCCAACCAGAGCAGAAUACAGUGUACUUCUCCGAAUUCAAGCAAGACGUCUGCAAGCCAAGUUACUGGAGCUCUUUUCCUCUGGACUCGGACGAGAACGUGCGUCGGUGGUGGGAGGAUAGAAUGUCUCGGGUACGUCCGGGGCAACUCGAAGCAGACUUCGUACCUGGCAUGCCCUUGCAUGAAUCAUUAGAAUCGGAAGCGCGACAGGGUGGGUUACCUGGGCUCGGAGUCUCGCUCCCAGUCGACUCGGGACUGUUGCAGCACACAGGCUAUGCGGAACAGGCGGGACUGAAUUCGACGGGUACCGAAAUGAAUGGACCAGUGACAACCCUCAAUCAAAGCACCUCCAGACAUGGUCCUAAUGUAGACAUGCAUCCUGGGGCAAGCAUGAUGCGAAACGAAGACGCGAUAAGUACAACCACCUCAGAGGUCUCUGAAACUCUUCUUUCGCCGGAUACCGGUUCGGGUGCCUUGAUACAGAUCCCGGAUGAGUUCAAGCAGGAAUUUUUAUGGUGACUAUUCUGUGAAUUAGAAUCUUGGCGUGCCUGCCGUAUCAGGGCGAUGAUAUUUCGGUUACUGCUUUCUAUGUUCCUUCCUAAUUCACGUAUUACGAUCUUGACACAACGCGAAUUCGAUUGUUGGACAGUAUCAAUGAACUUUUUCGGAG